GCGCUUUCAACAAAACGAACGACGACGACGAACGACGAGCUUGUGCUUGACGAUUCUUUGAACUGGUCACGAUGAACCCAGAGAAACCUAAUCCGUACCCAUCCGGCCCGCCACCAGCUUACUCGGCGCAACCCUCUGCUGCACACACUGACGUUUACCCUGCGUAUCCGGUUCAAUCGUAUCCGCCACCUUUUGUGAAUAGUGGGUAUCCGCCAACGACUGCCAGUGGUGCGUACCCGCCCGUGUCCUAUGGCGGUGCACCAUAUGGUGGUGCCCCGUAUCCAGUGACACCCUACCCAACGGCCGCGGAAGCCGCUACAGGGCAGAGUAUGCCAUCGAAAAAGGGUCAGAGCGGACAAGUAUUUGGACCGUAUUUGAGAUAUGUAAAUAUGGAUGUGGGGAACCGGAUGUGGUUUGGUUCCAUCCUUGUUCUUACCAGCUCACCUUCCCCCGUCACGGCCACGGUCUAUUCCAACCUCCCCGGUACCUCCCCCCUCUACGUUCCCUCCAACGUGAUUGACACCCACCUCCAAUACACUUUUCACCGUAUCGACCUCACCCUCCCAAUGGGGGACUAUCCUGCCAUGUGGACAUAUUCCAUAGACGCAUUGUCAGAGCAAACUUUUAAUUUUCACGUAGCUUCUGUGCAUGAUCGCAACUGGCGGUUUGCGUUCUAUUCUUGUAGUGGGUUUAGUAAUAGCGUGUCCAAGGAAGAGAGGGAGCGAUUGGGUGGUGUGGGUGCGCUUUGGAAGGAUGUUUUGAGUCUUCAUCGUGAAAAUGGCAAAGAGUUUCAUGUCAUGUUGGGAGGUGGUGAUCAGAUAUAUGGAGAUCCCAUCUGGAAGGAGCUUGACGGCCUCAAAGCAUGGCUUCAAAUCAAGGGCAAAGAAAACCGUCGAAACGCUCCAUGGACUCCAGAACUCGAAUUCGCAGUCUCUUCCUUUUACUUUAACAUGUACACUAGCCAUUUUGCGACCCCGCACCUUAGAGAAGCCCUGGCCUCCAUUCCCUCCAUUUUUCAAAUUGAUGAUCACGACAUUUUCGACGGAUAUGGGUCGUACCCAGAGUACCUUCAGCACUCUCAGUACUUUCAAAACAUUGGACGUAUCGCUUGGAGAUUUUAUUUACUUUUCCAACAACACACUACCAUGCGUCUUGCUGCGCUUGGUGGACCCCAUGCACGAGAAUUCAUUUCCCCUAAUGGUCAAACUUUCCAUUUCGUCAAGCUCCUCGGACCCAGUGUUGCUCUCUUCGGUCCCGACACCCGCAGCGAACGAACCCCAAUGCAAAUCCUCUCACCCCAAUCUUACAACCUUCUUUUCCAAACCCUCAGAACCCUUCCGCCCACCAUCAAGCACGUCAUUGCCAUGCUCGCAGUUCCCAUCGUCUACCCGCGUCUCAAAGCACCCGAAACUUUAUUAACCCACUUUGGCAAAACAAAACGAUCAGCUAAUAAUGCUGUAAAUGAGAUUGGAAAGGGCCUGGGAAGUGUGGCUGGAAGUGCUGGGCGAUUAUUGGGAAAAGUGGGUCUCAAAGUCGACGCGCAACAAUGGGAGGCUGAGACAAAGGGCACGAUUGAUGAUGUGCUUGGAAAUGUUAAAAAGGGUUUGGGCAAGAGUGGGUUGAUGAGUGGUGUGAUUAGUCAGUUUGGGGAGGUGGAUCUGCUUGACGACCUGAUCGAUCAUUGGACCCACCCCAACCACACCCCCGAACGUACGGCCCUCAUAACCCGCCUCCAAGCCCACGCCUCCCAAACACGUACCCGCAUCUCCUUCAUAUCCGGCGACGUCCACUGCGCCGGUGUUGGUCGCUUCUUUACUCCAACCAACCCAACAGAUCCAACCCUCAUGUACCAAUUCAUCGCCUCCGCCAUCGUUAACAUCCCUCCACCGAAAGGCGUCCUCAAAAUGCUACAUUCAAGCGCAAAACAAUUGGACUUUGGCAAUGGGGUCAAGGAGGAGAUGCUGGAUAUGUUUCCCAAGGACGUGGAUGGGAAAACGUUAAAGGAUCAGAAAUUGAUUGGACGAAGGAAUUGGGGGGUGGGAUGUGUGGUUGGUGAUGAGUUGCAUGUGGUGAUUAGAGUGGAAGGAACGCAGACGGGGGUGUGUGUUCCUUUUGGUCCUAUUGUGGUCCCUCCCGUCGUUUGAACGGGAUGAGUUCUCGUAUGUUGGUUGGAUGUCGUUUUAAACCUUAAUUUUUUUUUUUUGGAGUAUCCUGUCGUAGUACGAUCCACUUGAACUGAUUCUAUUCGUUUGAAAUGCGGAAACCCGUUUUUUUCAUCGCCUAUUUUAUGUUUUUAAACAUUAGAGUGUGUGUAUUCAGAUGUACAAAUACAUUUCCUACGUUUCUUGUUCACACCGC
Messenger RNA from Spizellomyces punctatus DAOM BR117, 2358 nucleotides. RefSeq lists its product as uncharacterized. The record is from RefSeq and is a predicted model, not a curated record. Gene Ontology annotation, cellular component: membrane. The coding region runs from base 72 to 2144 and encodes 690 amino acids. The transcript has 4 exons. Lineage: Eukaryota; Fungi; Chytridiomycota; Chytridiomycetes; Spizellomycetales; Spizellomycetaceae.